CACCUCGCCCAAAACGCAGGAAAAAAAUAACAAAACGCAGGCUUCUUGUAAAGGAAUGAACAAUAAUGUACAUGGUCUCAGUUGAGUAAUGUACAUGGAAAACUUUGCAAAAGAAACUGAUUUGACCGUUACUAUUCACCAAUUAAUAACUGAAUAGAUGUCAACUGCAAAUCACGUCGCCCCAUGUACCAGUGAUCAUCAUAUUUCAACUUUUCACACUCAACCUCCAUAUUUCAUUCACAACUUUCUCUCUCUACCAUUUUCUCACUCUAUCAAAUUCUCUCUCUACAUUCUCUCUCACCACCACCGCAAUUCUCACCACAAAAACCCCAAUUCACACCAGAAAACUCCAAUUACCACCAUAAAAAUUCCAUUGCACCAUCCCACAACAUUGUCCUCUAGCGUUUAUGGACAAUAGCGACAAAAAAAAACCAAAACAAAGACGACAACCACCGCAGUCAAGAAACCCACGGCAACCAAGGCAAGCGAAAAAACUACCUUGCCCAAAACCACUCAGAAUAAUUCCUCCAUCUCCACAACUAACUAUGGGUGAAGAUAUUAUUCCUCCAAACGAUUCUACCACAACAACUGAACAGCAAACAGUACCCAUACCUGCAACAAAUAGCUCUCCAAUAGAUCCCACCCUCAGAGAAUCUAGGGAACAGCAAACAGGGCCCACCCCUGAAACAGAGAACUCUCCAAUAGAUCCCACCCUCAGAGAAUCUAGGGAACAGCAAACAGGGCCCACCCCUGAAACAGAGAACCCUCCACAAGGUCCCACCACAACAGAAUCUACUGAACAGCAACCAGGAUCUAUACCUGUAGUUGUUGAAGAUCCUUGCAUAGAUCCCACCCUCAGAGUAUCUAAUGAACAGCAAACAGGGUCCACCCCUGAAACAGACUACCCUCCAAAAGGUCCCACCCCAACACAAUCUAGUGAACAGCAACCAGGAUCUAUACCUGUAGUUGUUGAAGAGUCCACCACAACAGCUUCUACUGAAAAUGCUUCUGAUUCAACAACAUCUGAGAAGUAA
Beta vulgaris subsp. vulgaris (sugar beet) is the source of this 1034-nucleotide messenger RNA. Its product is annotated as flocculation protein FLO11-like. NCBI's taxonomy places the organism in Eukaryota, Viridiplantae, Streptophyta, Magnoliopsida, Caryophyllales, Amaranthaceae. The transcript has 8 exons. The record is from RefSeq and is a predicted model, not a curated record. The coding region runs from base 408 to 1034 and encodes 208 amino acids.